GCUAGUCCCGCACAUUAGUGUCGACUUGAACUGCUGUGUGAGGCCUCAAAAUAGUUUGGAGCAAAAUGGCGGAAACUGAGCAGGAUUCAAGUGUGAAUCCGGCACAAAGCGCCAAACAACUGGAUUCCGGGAACAUUCAGGGUGAUGAGCAGACACCAGACACAGACAUGGCUGUCGGCAGCUCACUGCUGGCUCCUGAACCUGUCAAGUCUCCACCACAGCCACAGCCCAAACCACGACCAAAGAAAGCUCCUGAGCUGCCCAUAUUUGAGUGUAAGAACUGGCUGAUACACCAGCAUUACAUCAGGAAGGAGUAUGAGCUGUGUAAGUCUUUGAUAAAGGAAGAGCUACAAGAGAGCCAAGGGAUGUGUGAAUAUGCUAUCUAUGUGCAAGCUCUGAUCAUGAGACAGGAGGGGAACAUACAGGAGUCUCUGGAGCUGUUCCAGACAUGCUCGCUGCUCAACCCACAGAGUGUGGAGAACCUCAAACAAGUGGCACGAUCCUUGUUCCUUCUGGGCAAGCACAAGUCUGCCAUUGAUGUUUACAAUGAAGCAUCCAAAAUGAACAUGAAAGACUGGGAGAUCUUCCACAACCUUGGAGUGUGCUACUUGUUCCUGAAGGAGUACAGCAAGGCUAAGGAGAACCUGAAGCUGGCUAUCCAGUACAGCCGGCACGAGGUGUCCUUCCAGAUGCUGGCCAGAGUCUACCUGUUGGAACAUGAUGUGGACAUGGCUCUGGACAUCUAUAAACGAGCUGUGGAAUUCUCUCCUGAAAACCCAGACCUUCUCACAAACCUAGGCCUGCUGUAUCUUCAGACAGGACAGUUCCAAAGAGCAUUUGAGCACCUUGGAAAUGCGCUAACCUACGAUCCUGUCCACGUAAAGGCCAUCAUGGCAGCAGGAUCUAUGAUGCAGAGUCACGGAGACUUUGACGUGGCUCUCACAAAGUACCGUGUGGCAGCAGCCAGCACGCCGGAGAGUGCUCCGCUGUGGAACAAUAUCGCCAUGUGCUUCUUUGGAAAGAAGAAAUACGUAGCAGCGAUCAGCUGCCUGAAGCGAGCGGUGUACCUGGCACCGUUUGACUGGAAGGUUCAGUAUAACCUGGGGCUGGUCCAUCUCACCAUGCAGCAGUACGCCUCUGCCUUCCACUAUCUCAGCGCUGCCAUCAACAUCAGGCCCAAAAUGGGAGAACUCUACAUGCUCCUAGCAGUUGCGCUGACUCAUCUGGAGGAUGAACAGAACGCCAGAAGAGCCUACGAGCAGGCAGUCCUCUUAGAUCAGAAAAAUGCGGCUGUUAACCUGAACUACUGCAUCUUCCUGAUGAACCAUGGAGAGCGGAAGGCAGCUGUUCGCCAGUUCUCUGUGUUUGAACAGAAACUUCAGGAGGCCAGAAAACACUCCGCAACUGUGGACCAAGAGCUGCUGGACAUGGCAGCACGGCUGGGUCCUUCUCUACACUUGGGUGAAAAUCUGGUGUGGAAUAAACAGCAGGGGGCCGACACAGCCAACUCCCAGCACCCCGGGAAGGCACCCGUGCCCGCUGCACACACAAACGACGUCCCACCUCCAGCAGAGGACAGGGAAACAACCCUGCCAACAGCGCCCCCUGCUGAACUGCAGCCAACUGCACCUCCUCCUGAACCAGACCUGGACGCCUUACCCAGCCCCCCCUCCCACCCUCUGGAGGAGGAGACAAGCAGCAGGAGAGAGAGAGUAGCAGUGCCGGCAGACUGAGGCCAGGAACAUCAUGCAGGGUUGGACAAGUUUUCAAAAAUCUGCUUUCAAGUACAUGGUCAUUUCUACUUGUUCGAACCAAGUUUUCACUUUCCCAAAAUAUAAAUGUCAUAUUUCCUUGCAUUUUGACUUGCAGUAGCAAGGAAAUUAUUCUAACUUCAGUAUGAAAGCAAAUUGGUGGUUUGAGAGGAAAAUACUGGGGCA
Molecule: messenger RNA, 1937 nt
Organism: Branchiostoma belcheri (Belcher's lancelet)
Lineage: Eukaryota; Metazoa; Chordata; Leptocardii; Amphioxiformes; Branchiostomatidae
Product: Bardet-Biedl syndrome 4 protein-like
Exons: 14
Coding region: 66-1733 (555 amino acids)
Biological process (GO): cilium assembly; protein localization to cilium
Cellular component (GO): ciliary basal body
Molecular function (GO): protein binding
Source: RefSeq, a predicted model, not a curated record